ACAAAAUUAUGCCUUGAUUGACCAGCCAAUCUUUUUUUUACCAGCCAAUCUCUAUUUAUUCUAUAGUACAGGUGAUAAAAUCUUAUAUUCUUUGAUUUUUUUUAUAGACACCGAAUUCUUCGGAAGAUGAUUGAAAAAG
Closterium sp. NIES-67 is the source of this 139-nucleotide messenger RNA. The record is from the annotation of a GenBank genome assembly. Lineage: Eukaryota; Viridiplantae; Streptophyta; Zygnematophyceae; Desmidiales; Closteriaceae.